GAUGAAGAAAAGUGAACGCACCGCCUGUGAUACUCCGGACUCUCGGGGCCAAAGCCACCCUGAUCCCGAUACUUCAGACCCCAAAUACAACUUCAGGAUUGGAAUAUAUGGCUGGAGGAAGAAAUGCCUUUACAUUCUCAUUCUAGUUCUGCUUAUAAUGGUUAUAGUGAAUUUAGCCUUGACGUUGUGGGUACUCAAAGUGAUGGAGUUCUCUUCGGAGGGCAUGGGGCAGCUGAAAAUAGUUCCUGGAGGACUGAAAUUGGAAGGAAAAGCAUUCAUCUUGGAUAGUUUAAUAGCUAGUAGUAUCAAAUCAAGACUUCACCAACCAAUAAUAUUCGAAUCGUCAGAGAACCUGAGUCUUAGGGCAAGGCAUCGAAAUGGAGAUUUGAGUAGUUGGAUGGUAUUAGGAAAUGAUAAAUUAGAGUGUUCCACCAAUAACUUCAGGAUACUGGAUGACAGAGGAACAUUAUUAUUUUCUGUUAAUAAUAGUGAAGUAACUGUGGGUUCUGAGAAUCUGCGAGUAACUGGAGAAGGUGGAACUAGCUUCAGUGGUUCAGUACAGUCGACCAUAGUCCGUGCUAAAUCCGGACAUGAAUUAAGGUUGGAAUCUCCAACCAGGACUCUGGAAAUAAGGGCAGCGAGAGCUCUCAAUAUGGAAUCGCGGGGUGGCAAAAUAGAAACGAUGGCCCUAAGCGACAUCACCUUCCACUCUGAAGUCGGAGCUAUAAAGCUCGAAACGAGCUCAAUCGUUAUGCCGCGUCUGCCCACAGCGAAAGUUUCGUCAAGUUCUUCCGCUAACAGUAAGCAUGAUAUUUACCAAUUGUGCGUUUGUGAAAGUGGAAAACUCUUCCUCGCUUCCCCCCACGUAGUUUGUGCUUCGGAAAAUGACGAUAGGCUGUGCCGAUAGAGCUUCAGUUGUUUAGUGGCUACCGUUGUUUAUUCAUUGUCGAACCAGACAUUCUCUAGUGAGUGUCGAGGACUAAUAGAAUCAAUCCAUCGUAGCCGAAUGAUUUCCGAUAAUAAAUAAUCGCGUCAAGCAACAUGUGAAUGUGUUUUUGUGAAUAGUUUUGUAUUUAUUUCGGAGCUGAAAUAUAUUUUGAUCAUUAAAAUUUUUAUGGA
Leptinotarsa decemlineata (Colorado potato beetle) is the source of this 1119-nucleotide messenger RNA. It is a transcript of the gene Scgdelta, whose product is annotated as Sarcoglycan delta. The record is from RefSeq and is a predicted model, not a curated record. Gene Ontology annotation, biological process: heart contraction. Gene Ontology annotation, cellular component: membrane; sarcoglycan complex. Lineage: Eukaryota; Metazoa; Arthropoda; Insecta; Coleoptera; Chrysomelidae.